GUUGCGUUUUUUAACCAGAUGGUACAGGAGAAAGAUGUCUGCUCUGGACGUGCAGGAUUUCAUUCAGCAAAACCGGGCCGUGGCUGAUCAGGUGGAGACGUUUCGGGGUUACUGGGAGAGCGAGAAACACUGGGAGGCGCGGAGGGAGUUCAUCCUGAGGAACAUGAACGACUUUAAAGCAGAGCAGCUGGACCAUCUGCUGUCUCUGUCCAUGGUGUGGGCCAACAACGUCUUCAUGGGCUGCCGCUAUAGCACGGAGCUCCUGGGAAAGGUGAAGGAAAUGGCUGAAGGUAUCGUGGUGGUGGACGCACCAGUUUUCAAGACAAGAGAUGAAAUUAUGAAAAACCAGCAGGGCCGAUGACCGGACCCGUCAUCUCGGAUCAGGAUUUGUUCGUACCAACAAGGACCACGUUUUUAUGGUUUUAGAAAAACGUCUCUUUCUUUAUGGAUUUUUUUUAAUUCACGUAAAACACACAUUUUUCCAUAUUUAGAGUACGGGAGCAUCUUAUUGCAUAAAAUUUUACCUAAGAUUUAACUUUUUUUAAGCGUAGUCAAUUUUUAUGCAUAAAUGUGUAUUUACAGUGAUUCUUACACCGCAUAUUUUAACGUGUUUUAUAAGAGAUUAAAGAACCUUGUUUUUUUUCUAACAUGUUAUCCCUGGUUUGUAUAAAAUAAAAUAUUGGUAACGGGUGUCACCGAUGCAGAUUGAAGUCAGUUAAAAUCAGGCAAUGUUUAUACCAGUCUGAUAUUUAAUUAAAAUCAUUGCUGUGUUCAUGCUUGAAAACUCAGUAGAUUUCAAGUGUAGUAAAAUAAAACUACAUUUCGUGACUCGGUCACUGAACAACGUUUA
Molecule: messenger RNA, 850 nt
Organism: Girardinichthys multiradiatus
Lineage: Eukaryota; Metazoa; Chordata; Actinopteri; Cyprinodontiformes; Goodeidae
Gene: xtbd1
Product: CDKN2A interacting protein N-terminal like
Exons: 3
Coding region: 35-361 (108 amino acids)
Source: RefSeq, a predicted model, not a curated record